Limulus polyphemus (Atlantic horseshoe crab) is the source of this 4870-nucleotide messenger RNA. Its product is annotated as serine/threonine-protein kinase DCLK1-like. Gene Ontology annotation, molecular function: protein kinase activity; ATP binding. The coding region runs from base 381 to 2525 and encodes 714 amino acids. The transcript has 16 exons. Gene Ontology annotation, biological process: protein phosphorylation; intracellular signal transduction. The record is from RefSeq and is a predicted model, not a curated record. Lineage: Eukaryota; Metazoa; Arthropoda; Merostomata; Xiphosura; Limulidae.
UCAAAAAUUACUGGUAGUUUGAACUUCAACUCUUCUAGUAUUUAAUCAAAUUGUUUGGCGACAUUGUAUUAUGUUAAUCAUUUCAUUCAGUAUUUUUUUAGCUGAAGUUUUUAAGAUUAAGAAAUAAAUUUACACUGUAAUUGUAAGGUACAGUUAUUGCCGUAGUAUCGCUAAUAGUAAUAGUAAGUAGGACAACAUUGUUAAGGCCAGGUCGUUUUGAUCAAGCACGGAUGAAGUGGCGGUUGCUUGGAUCUGGUACUAGUAGCAGUUGACUCUGUCACUGUCUGGCUGAAUUUCAGCCAACAUAAUACAAUAUAAAAGUAUAACGCCUGCCAAAUGAGCCAGCCCAAAAUCUUUUAAUAGUGAGCCAAGGACAGUGAAUGGACCAUUGCGGAAAUAGGUUUCUGAAACUCAUCAUGGCAACAGAUAUGGUUUACAAAGAUCAUUUUUCAAGUAUUGUAUCUCGAAGUGGUAGUGGAGGAAAGGACAGGAAAGAUGCACAACAAAAUGUUUUUCGACCAACAAGGAAUGGUAGAGCAAGCCCAACACACAGUGCUCAUGGUUGUUUAAUGAGAACCAGUUUACAGAAACUCAGCCAAGAGAAGAAGGCCAAAAAAGUGAAGUUUUAUAGAAAUGGUGACAAGUUUUUUAAGGGUUUGUUUUAUGCUUUGUCAUCAGAGCGAGCAAGGACGCAUGAGGCAUUGUUGGAAGAUUUAACAAGGUGCCUGGUUGACCAAGUGAAUCUCCCAAAAGGUGUAAGAUAUAUCUUUAGUGAAGAUGGAAAAGAAAAAAUAACUUCACUUGAUCAGUUUCGAGAUGGAUGUUCAUAUGUAUGCUCAUCUACUGACAGUUUUGAAAAACUAGAUUACAGCAGAAUUUCGCAUCGCAUCUGGAAUGUACAAAAGAAACAGGAAGAAGACUUAUCUUCUUCUCGGUCAGAGCAAUCUUCAGAAAAUUCAGUCAAAGACUCCAAAGAAUUCAUUAAGCCAAAGCUAAUAACUGUGAUAAGAAAUGGUGUAAAACCUCGUAAGGCUGUACGGAUUUUACUAAAUAAAAAGACGGCAAGGUCAUUUGAUCAAGUUUUAAACGAUAUUACAGACUCCAUCAAGUUGGAUAGUGGUGCCGUACGUAAAGUGUUCACUUUAAAUGGAAAGCAGGUGGUGAGUCUGGCAGAUUUCUUUGGAGAAGAGGAAAUAUUUAUUGCUUAUGGACCUGAAAAAUAUUCUCAUGAUGACUUUGACCUUGAUUCUGAAGAAUGUAGGUAUCUCACAAACAUCACUCGGUCAUCUACAAUGAACAGAAAGUUGAGACGAAGUAUUGGAAAUCCUCUGUCACCCACUCCGCAGAGACGAGUUUCUUCUCCUGCACAUCACCACGAAUACUUUGAAUCUCCUGUAACCAGUGGAAAGAGUUCCCGUGCAGCUUCACCUAAGUCACCCCGGCAGGUCCGCCCAAAAUCCCCAGGUAGUCAAAGCAGCUUACAAAAUGGCCACUUGUCACCACUUCCAAGCUUACCACGACAGAUAACUCAGCUAUAUGAUGUCGGGAAGUUGAUCGGAGAUGGAAACUUUGCUGUAGUCCACCACUGUAUUGAAAAAGUUACACAGAAGGAGUUUGCCUUAAAGAUUAUUGAUAAAACAAAGUGUGCAGGGAAGGAACAUCUUAUUGCCAGUGAAGUUGCCAUCAUGCGUAGAGUAAAACAUCCAAAUAUUGUUCAUCUUCAGGAGGAGUUUGAUGUGGAUAAUGAACUGUACUUAGUGAUGGAACUAGUAAAGGGAGGAGACCUUUUUGAUGCCAUAGCUUCAGCAACAAAGUACACUGAAAGAGAUGCCAGUGGAAUGGUAUAUAACCUAGCCAGUGCUCUCCUUUAUUUACAUUGUAUGAACAUUGUUCACCGUGACAUCAAGCCUGAAAACUUGUUGGUAGUAGAGCAUGAAGACAGCAGCAAAUCUCUUAAACUUGGUGAUUUUGGACUUGCUGUAGAAGCUAAUGAAUCUCUAUAUGUUGUCUGUGGCACACCGACAUAUGUUGCUCCUGAGAUCUUGGCAGAAACUGGGUAUGGAUUGAAAGUUGACAUCUGGGCUGCUGGAGUGAUAACAUAUAUCCUUCUCUCUGGUUUUCCACCAUUUGUUAGUGAAACAAAUGACCAAGACGAACUAUUUGACCAGAUUUUAGCAGGAAAGUUUGAAUUCACUAGUCCAUUUUGGGAUGAUAUCUCUGAUUCAGCAAAGGAGCUGAUUUUGAACAUGCUUCAGGUUGAUCCUCGGAGCAGGUUCUCUGCUUCCCAAGUUCUGGAACAUCCCUGGGUAGCAGCUGAUACUGCUCGAGACAACGAUAUGCACUUGACUGUCUCACGAAAACUUAGCAUGCACUUUGACCAUAAGCCUAAAUCUUCACUCCAAUCUGCAGGCAUUGCUCUGAUUGCUUCUACUGCUUUGGACAAAGGGCCCAACUAUUUCAAUUAUCAUCAGCAGAAUAAGUCGGCCAACUUCCAUACUUCAGCCAUUCCAGCUUUGACAGAAUAAAGACCUGGUGUUUAGUUUGGUAGAGCUGUAGCCAGCAUUUACAGUUCACUCACUGCCAAUAAAUGAUUUGCUUUUGAUGCUUUUUUUUUCUAUUUACAAAACCUGCCAAUGUUUCAAUUUUCAACUUGGUUUGAAUAAAAUAGUUGCGUGUGUUAACAGAAUUGCAAAGUAGAACUGAUAAACAAAUGUUAAUUUCUCAGAGCACCUUCGUCCAUAUAAAGUUAAAUAAUUCAUGGUCUAUAAGAAGUUUAGUAAAUAGAUAUAAUGAAUUUUAUUAAAAAAUCAUUGUACAAGUCAAGUUUUUCUUCUCGUGAGUUUGAUCUAAACACAGUUAAAAGAAAAAAAUGUACCAUAAUACUUUAAUGUAUCUAAUAAUAUGUAUUAUUGUAGAAGUAAUGGAGUUUAUUAUACAUUUAAUUCUUAAUUUCAGGAAAUAACUAGAAGACUUUGAGUUUGUUUAAAGUAAUACUCUUCAAUCUUAUAGUAAGAACUGUACAGUGUGGGUCAUUUGAUUCUGCUUAUUCACUCUUGUUUUUUUAAACCUUGCAUUAAGAUUGUACUGAAUUUCUCACUGUUCUAUUUAAUAUACAAAAAAUAAUGAUACUUUGCUUAGAACCUUCAAUGAAGACAGAGUGGUAUUAGGGUUCUGUUAUUGGUUCAAAUUUGAUCGUGUUUGUGUACUGCAGCAUUUCUAAUUUCAUAAUGCAUUGUACUUGGAUUUUUGUUUUGUACUGUUUCUGCUGAAGUAAUAGUAACCCUUAUGUGUAUGAGUAUUUAUAUUUAUUUUGUCCUUGAGUACUUAAAUCAAAUAAUUAUAACCAAAGACACUAAAUGUCUGUUUUUUAUAUAAAACUUAUUUCUCAUUUUUUAACUUGUGUAUUAUUUUAUGUUAUCCAGUUUGUGCCAAAUGUAAAGUUAUAAUUCAAAAUUAUUUAUCAGUAACAAUUUUUAAUGUGUCCUGAAGUCUGCAAUAUUAUUUCGAAUUUAUGUAUGAAGUAAAUGGAAAAAGAAAUUGUAGCAAAACUUUAGUUCCUAAUAUUUUUAUUUUACUUACUAAUAUUAUGUAGUGUUCAGUAGUUUUAACAGAAUGUAUUGCUUAUACUUAGUUUGUAAUAUUUCAACUUUUAAUAUUAAUAUUGUCAAUAAGAGUUAGUAGCAUUGACAGUAUGUCACAGAAUCUUUUGAGCUGUUAACAGAUAAAUUUGGUCAUCACAAGACAAUCUGGUAUUGAUGUUACACUGUUUACACAUGUAAACUAGUUACUGAAAAGGCUUUUAUUAUUCCAUAUUCAUAUAUGUCUUAUUUCUUUCUGUCUUUGACUACUUGGUCUUUGUAAUAGACUACUACAAACUUCCUGCCUAAAUUUAUAACUAUAAUUUCAAUGAUACUGCACUAGAUUAAAGAUUUGCAGCCUUUAUUUUUAUCCACUAAUUAUAGUUUUGUCGUGGAGAUGUGUGCAUGUUUUAGAUUUACCAAAAGUCAAACUGUAUAUACAUUUCUCAGAAUCAACGUAUACAAUUUUCUGAAUUUACAAGAUUCAAAAUUUGUUAUUAAAAACUUCCUAUCGCUAUUUUAGAGCAACAUUUAGCAAUCUGACUGAAGAAUGGCUUUUGUACUGAAUAUCUUGAGUAGAUAACGUGAAGAUUUAUUUAGAAAGUUGCUUGAGCAAGAAGUAAAGUUGCAUUUAUUGAUAAAAGUGAAAGAUGAAUUUAUAAAGAUAGGCAAUAUAAUUAUACAUAGGUCAUGAUAUCUGAUAAUUAAGUAAAUGUCAAUGAAACAUAAUAUACUAGUUUCUAUAUUGAUGUAAGACUUAGAAUUUUCCACAAUGUCUGUAACAUACUGUAAAAGAAAGACAAAGAGAUUUUCGUGUAAAGUGAAUUAUAGAACUGGCAAUGCAACAUAAUGUCAUGUACAUUGGAUAAGAAUUUUACAUUACAUUAUUGCAAUACAUCUAAACUUCAAAUAAGGAAACAUCAAAGGAAUUUCUCAAAAAUAUAAAGAACUGUAUUCAGACUUAAAGUAAUAAUUCUAUAAUACUAGUGUAAUAUUCUUCAAGAAAUCUAUUCUUGACUAUAAAGGCUAACAAAAAAUAAAUUAUUUGUGUUGUGUUUAACUGAUUUGUGUUUUGCUAGUUUGUGCUUGUAAUCUCACGUAUAUAAAAUGAAGUGAUAGUUAUUUCACGUGGCUGUGAAACUUUUCAUAGAAUCUAUACUUUUACUACCAGCAUCAUUUUAAUUCUCUUAUAGAUAAAGAAAAAAACUAAACAGUUCCCGGGUCGUAAUACUUGUAUGAGUUUAUAUAUGGCUCAAAUUUAAAACUAGAAUAAAGUGGUUUGAAAAACGAUA